This is a messenger RNA of Rodentolepis nana, 2442 nucleotides long. Lineage: Eukaryota; Metazoa; Platyhelminthes; Cestoda; Cyclophyllidea; Hymenolepididae. The record is from the annotation of a GenBank genome assembly.
AUGGAGAAGUUACUUGACGAUACCAUAUCAGAGCUUAAAUUAGAAACGUCUUCAUUGAAUUAUUCAUUUACUCCAAAGGUUAUCCCUUGCUCGAAGAGUUCUUUCAGUCUUAAUAAUGAUACUCCGGAUCGCGUUUUUAUUCUCGAUUCCAAGUCAUGCCAGAUCCACGUUCUUUCUUCAGAUGAUGAACUUAAUAAGAAAACCUUCUUCCUCACUCCACAGCCGUCAUCGUAUCCUAAAUCUAUUCUAGUUUCACCCAAUCAGAACUUCUUGGCCGUACUUACGGAGACUUCAGUUCAUGUUGUUGAUAUUUCCAGGUUGGAUACUCUAAUUCGUUCCAAACAAACAAAGAUUAUUGCGAAGCUUUCUACGGCUUAUGAUUCUUUAUCUGGCGAAACUGUAAACGUUUGUCGACUCGUGCGGGUUAGAUGGCAUCCGUACACUCCAAAUCUUCUUGUUUUCCUGACCAGUAAUGGGAAGCUUCAAUUUUGCCGAUUUACAUGUUCUUCCGGAGGAUCUUUUAAAUUUGAGGAUGAACUUGUUGUCAAUCUUGAUGCUUCAAUUGAGAAUUCGGAUAAGGAAAACUGCCUUGUCAACUCAUUUGGCGGGCUAAACCUGAGUGAAGCUAUGGGCACUGUUUAUACUGACUUCGAUUUCGGUUCUCCCUUCUUUUUUAACGAAAAUAGAUUUGCACAGGAUACUCUUUUGAGAGUUCCUGUCUAUACCAUUUGCGAGAAUGGCGACAUCCAAUUAGUGAGUGCAUCACCGGUUGAUAUCAGCCAACCUCUUGUUCGUGUAGUUCGCAUUCUUCCUGCCAAUGAGGACUAUUAUACUUUUGAUUUUGAGACUUUGUUGUGUCUUCGUGGUGAGGACGGUGAAGAUCAGCCUGAUGUUGUUUGUUUCGCUAAUCGAGCUGGAAGAGUUUUCCAUGGUGUUUGUCUUCAUAUCCCCCCUUCUGUUCUUUUGCAAUCAAGCUCACGCCCCCAAGGUCGCAGUGUUCCAGUGUUGUAUCUCAUCGACAGUGUUGAUUUGGAGCUACCAAUACUGGACAAGCCCUUGGACACUUCGGCACGUCGCGGUGACGAUGAGAGUGACAUUGACUCUGAGCUAGACUCAUCUAAUGACAGUGGCCAUAAGCUCUUUCUAAUUCCAGCCACUUAUGUCUGGUCAAAAACCACUGGCUUGCCUCCACGCGAUACAACUAGCUCCUACUUCUGCCUGCACUACUUCGGUGUUCAUUAUGUCUGUAUUUCUUGGUUGGCCAGUCUUCGUGAACUCUACUCCUCUUUCCAGCAGGAUGAAAACUCUGGCCCAGAUUUGUUGGCAAAGUUUCGAUCAAACGUGUCUUUUGUGGAGUAUCUCCUAUUGACACAAAAUUUGAACAGUCAAACGAGCGGUUUGAAGAGCAAAGGCCGAGCAAUAAUAGGUCUGCUUCCAGGGAAAAUUCCUCCAAUUACUGAGGAUAAAGUCGACGAUUUAAGCAUCACUAGAGCACCUGCACUCAAUAUUGUCUUUGGAUCGAGUCCCGCCAUUGUGACUGUCCCAUUGCCAAGUCAAUCUAAUCCCGAAUUUAUUGCUCCUUUAUCACCUAUUCAAGAUCCGAGGAAUGAGGCAAAUUCCGACAGGUCAAGGAACGCAAUUCAAGAGAAAGCGAUUCCUACUCGCCCAACAGAAUCGGACUUUGUUAAGAACUGUCGACGCAAUCUUAAAACUGCCAAAUCUUUACGGUUGCCAAUUAUGUCUUCGCAUGGUGAUAACGAUAAUAUUUCUGAAUUGGAGUUCUUUCGUCUUUUCCUAAAGGCCACAGAGUCAUUGCGUACAACACAAAUGAACCAGUACUCUGGACUCACAUCGUCAGUGUUGCGACACGCGCAGGGCGUGGAAGGCGCAUUGGCAGCACAGUCGGAGGAAGUGGCUGCUUUGGCGGAUGCACGAAAUGACCUUCACACCCGCGCUUCUCAACUCACCGAUCGCCAUGCGUUAAUCAUUGAACGCCAGGAAGCCCUUAAUCAUCGGAUCUCAGAACUUGCGCGUCGCAUUUUCAGUACAGACGCUGGUUUAACAGAUGCCGAAGUUGAUAUGCGAGAUACCGUGCAAACGCUUCGUGAUAGACUCAAAUCGGGUUUGCUGGGUUGGCUAGAGAACAUCCGUCUACAGUACGAUCAUCUCACCACGCGCCUGAAGCAACAGCAGCGUACUACAUCUGUAUUUUCAGUAGCAGCUAAUUCUGGCAGCCCUAUAAGUCCUUGGAGUGCCGAUAGAUCUGAUAGAAAUCAACAGAUGCCAACUCUCCCAUUAUCCCAGACACAGAAUCUCAUUUCCGCUCUGAAGGCUGAGGGCUCUGAAAUUGAUGCUCUUGUCAAAGCUGUCGAGAAGAUCAACGUCAUGUCUAAAUUCACAUCCCCACCCUUUAAUCAGUCAGCGCUGUCAUUCAACAGCUAA